Pelobates fuscus (common spadefoot toad) is the source of this 1005-nucleotide messenger RNA. It is a transcript of the gene CNN1, whose product is annotated as calponin 1. Gene Ontology annotation, biological process: actomyosin structure organization; actin filament organization. Gene Ontology annotation, molecular function: actin filament binding. Gene Ontology annotation, cellular component: actin cytoskeleton. The record is from RefSeq and is a predicted model, not a curated record. The transcript has 7 exons. Lineage: Eukaryota; Metazoa; Chordata; Amphibia; Anura; Pelobatidae. Bases 82 to 969 code for a protein of 295 amino acids.
AAAAAGUUGAAGUAAAGGUUUUAGCAGUAUCUUCUAACGGAGCAAGGGAAGGAGACAGAGGAACGACAGAACUUUAUCACCAUGACAACUCACUUUAUCAGGGGCCCGGCUUAUGGACUCAGCGCCGAGGUCAAGAACAAGUUGGCUCAGAAGUAUGACCCCCAUAGGGAGGCCGAGCUCAGAGAAUGGAUUGAAAGCACCACGGGGAGAAGCCUUGGGAACAAGUUCAUGGACGCGUUGAAAGAUGGAGUCAUUCUGUGCGAGUUGAUUAACAAGCUUCAACCCGGUUCCGUUCGGAAGAUCAAUGAGUCCACACAAAACUGGCAUCAGCUGGAAAACAUUGGGAACUUUACCAAAGCGAUCACAGACUAUGGAGUCAAACAACAUGAUAUAUUUGAGGCCAAUGAGCUAUUUGAGAACUGCAACCUAACCCAAGUCCAAUCUACGCUCCUGGCCUUAGCCAGCGUGGCCAAAUCUAAAGGUGCGAAGGUCCCUUUUGGAGUGAAAUAUGCAGACAGGCAGGAAAGGAAGUUUCAACCCGAAAAACUCAGAGAAGGAAGAAACAUUAUUGGAUUGCAGAUGGGCACCAACAAGUUUGCCAGCCAGAAGGGGAUGACUUCUUAUGGCACUCGCAGGCACCUGUAUGACCCCAAAUUGGGCACUGACCAGCCAUUGGAUCAAGCCACUAUCAGCCUUCAGAUGGGCACCAACAAAGGAGCAUCCCAGGCUGGCAUGACGGCUCCUGGUACCAAGCGUCAGAUCUUUGAGCAGAAGCUUGGCAUGGAACAUUGCGAUACCCAAACCAUCUCCCUGCAAAUGGGAACCAACAAAGGGGCAUCUCAACAAGGCAUGACCGUGUAUGGGCUGCCCCGCCAAGUCUACGACUCCAAGUACUGCCUCCAUCCCAACUCCGAAGAAGGGGAAGAUGGAAACUAUGACCACAGCCACCAAUAUUACAAUUCUGAGUAAAACUGCACCCUCUCCCCAAAUAAACCCUACACCCUC